AUGGCUUCACCAAACCUUGUGCGAAAUUACAAAACACUCAGCCCCGAUUCACCUUCGAUUUUGCAGCCUCUGGAAUCAUUUCACCAGUUUCCAAAGCUUCCGAAUGAACUUCGAGAUAUCAUUUGGAAUUACGCUCUGACGCCACAACUCGUAAAGCUACGCGAAGUCUUCGUGGACAUUCCUAGAGCCGCCGAGACAGUACACAAAGCAGUAACAUUUAUAAAGACAAGCAAGAACCAUGCUCUCUUAUGCACGUGCCAAGCUUCUCACGCGGUCGCUCCGAAGAAGUACGGCCAAUACAAAAUGACUACGCUAGAGCCUAGGAGGCCUUCGAAAGAAGAAAUUCAAGCAGCCCAGGAGCUAGCUUCAACAAUUUACUUUGCACCGCUAGUGGAUACUAUGUAUCUCCCAAGAUUCCAUGAUAUCUUUAACUUAGUUUCAGCAGUCGAUAUCACAGAGAAGAACUUUGAAGGCCCACCACAAAGCCUGAGUCAGAUACGCUCCUUGGCGUUGGGAGGCCGUAACCCCUCACCACUCAAGCACAACAACAGUACAACACCUUUUGACUGUAGCGAGGCCAACUUUGACGACGAUGAUUCAGUGCGUGGUGUCAUGCUUGCGAAAGAACUUUUCGAUCUUCAAAAUCUUGAAGAAGUCAUUAUCGUCACUCCACCGGCAAACGGCCUCGCCAGCCCACGAAAUGACGACUCAUUGGAUUUCACUGGUGGUGCAAUAAUUGACCCCAAAGUCUACAACAAGUGCAUCAAGUGGAUGCAAGUCGAACUCCAGAAAGAGCUUAAUAAGAAAUUCAAACAUGAACAGCACUGUGAAAUAUGCAACCAUCAUAAUUCCUCGAGAAACCUUCCAAUACGCUCAGCUUGGUGGAAAGAUCCAAAAGUUACACCAAUGUCUAGAGAAGAGUUCCGUGCUCGCUUCGGUCAAGAUCCAUGA
This is a messenger RNA of Mollisia scopiformis, 951 nucleotides long. RefSeq lists its product as uncharacterized. Bases 1 to 951 code for a protein of 316 amino acids. The transcript is spliced from 2 exons. Lineage: Eukaryota; Fungi; Ascomycota; Leotiomycetes; Helotiales; Mollisiaceae. The record is from RefSeq and is a predicted model, not a curated record.